Messenger RNA from Impatiens glandulifera, 1439 nucleotides. Its product is annotated as transcription factor BIM2-like. Gene Ontology annotation, molecular function: DNA-binding transcription factor activity; protein dimerization activity. Lineage: Eukaryota; Viridiplantae; Streptophyta; Magnoliopsida; Ericales; Balsaminaceae. The transcript is spliced from 7 exons. Bases 188 to 1138 code for a protein of 316 amino acids. The record is from RefSeq and is a predicted model, not a curated record. Gene Ontology annotation, biological process: DNA-templated transcription.
AAAAGAAGCAUUUUCUUGCCAAAGGUGGUCUGGUUUUGCGCUAGGGCUUCGAAAGCGGUUUCUUCAAUAACCGAAAAUUCCCAUAAUUCUGUUUCCCGUCUACAUAGUAGCUGUUUCGCACUUAUACCAAUCAUCAGCCGCCGGCCCUGAUUCACUUUCCGGCGGCAGUUUCCGGUGGCCUGAAGAAAUGGUGAGGAAUAAUGCGAAUAAUCAGCGAGAAGAGGAAGAAGAAGACGAGGAAGUUCUCGCUCCGAGGACUAUCAGUGGCUCUUCACAGAGAGUUCAAGUGGAUGGGAGGAGUAAUGAUCAGAAGAGCAAUGCUUCUCGGUCCAAGCAUUCUGAGACGGAGCAGCGUAGGAGGAGUAAGAUUAACGAGAGGUUUCAGGUUUUGAGAGAUAUUAUACCUCAAAGUGAUCAGAAGAGAGAUAAAGCUUCUUUCUUGUUAGAGGUUAUUCAGUAUAUUCAGUUUUUACAAGAGAAGACACAAAUGUAUGAAGGAUCCUACCAAGGUUGGUCUCAUGAGCCAUCAAAGUUGAUUCCAUGGAGAACGCAUAGUGGACCUGUUGAAAGCUUUAUAGAUCAAUCUCAAUAUGUUGUGAGAAAUGGUGGCUCUGGUCAGGAGGAUAAUGUUGUUACACCACCUCCUGCUAUCUUCUCCAAUGUUCAUCAGGAUUCUAUGGAGUCUGAUUUUUGUGAGAAUGCUGAAUACCAAGAAACUGCUGAUCAUCAUCAACUUCAGUCAAUGCAACAACAGCAGUCAAAUAAUUUAUAUGAUGACAUACAUAUUCAAGAAACUGAGAAACUGGCUCCUUCUUCCUCGGGAUUUGAAUUUCCUCAGUUUACAGCUUUUGCAACUGAUAAUUAUGCUGCAAAUAAACUGGUUGAAAGUGAAGAAAGUAACCUUUCGAAAGCAUGCUCUCAACGGUUGUUGAACAUGAUCAGUCAACGGCUGAGAUCUUCUGGGGUGGAAUUGUCACCGGCUAGUAUGUCUGUUCAACUUGACCUUGGAAACCAGUCAAAAACUGCAAAGGAUCAUCAUGAGAAUCUGUCUGUGGGCAACCAAUCAAGGGUGAUUACUGGAAUGAGGAGCGGUUGUGAGGAUCAGGGUCGGAAAAGGCUGAAGUCGAUAAUCUCUUAGACAUGGCCUUGGCCUUGGCCGGUCUUACUAAUAUCUCUCGUCCAAUUUUGUUGGGUUUUCUUCCGGAGUUUCUUAGCAUGCAAAGUGUGGGGAAGUUGCUAUGUGUAUAUCGGUUAUGGCUUUGCUUCUACAGUUCAGGUGCAUGUUUUUGUUUGUUUGUUUGUUUUAAAUUGGUGUUAAAAGAGUUGCUGCCUUUUAGAGACUUAGUUUAUGAUUGCUUGAAGCUUCCAGUUUAACAUUAUUGAGAAGAAGUUGUUGCUGCUGCUGCUGCUUAUUAAUUAAGAAAAUUACCUUUUAAACU